This is a messenger RNA of Hordeum vulgare subsp. vulgare (domesticated barley), 2240 nucleotides long. RefSeq lists its product as uncharacterized. Bases 355 to 1992 code for a protein of 545 amino acids. The transcript has 9 exons. Lineage: Eukaryota; Viridiplantae; Streptophyta; Magnoliopsida; Poales; Poaceae. The record is from RefSeq and is a predicted model, not a curated record. Gene Ontology annotation, cellular component: plasmodesma; plasma membrane.
CCGCGCAGCGCAACAGAAGAGACCACCACAUCCACAUAUGCGGCGGCCCUCCCUCCGCCCCCUAUGAGUGAGGAAGAGGAGGAGAGUCUCUCCCUGUCCGCCGCACGCAAAAGCCAAAUCCCCCAUCUCUAACCCCGGUCCAUCCCAUUUCCACGAGAAAUCCAUCGGAAUCGCACCAGAAACCGCGAAGAACAGCGAGCGCGAGGCCCCAACAAAUCCCCCCCUGUCGUCGUCUUCGCAAAGCCCGUCCCUUUCUUUCUUUCUUGUUCCGCCCGAGCCCCUCCCCUCGUUCCCAUCGAUCUUGCUUGGCGGCGGCGGCGGAGGGAGGACGCCGGAAGGCUGCUCGGCUCGGCCAUGGCAUUGCCCGUGCGCCUCGUGCGCGUCUCGCUGCUGCUCCUCGUCGCGCUCUCCUUCUGCGCCGCCGGGUCGCACCGCGAGCCCCACCGGGCGCUCCACUCCGGUCAAGAUAAGCGUGGCUUGUCCCAUGGCUUGGUGGUGAGAAGAUCAGUUGCUGAAGCUCCUGCUGACAUAAAUGUCACUACCAAUAGCUCCUUCGUAUUGGCGGAACACCGAACUUUUCGGAAGGACCCUCUGAAUGCAUUCAACAGAUAUGCGGGCGGUUGGAACAUCAGCGAAGUGCACUAUUGGGCUUCCGUUCGAUACACAGCGUAUCCCUUGUUCGUCGUUGCCUUGCUGUGGUUUGUGCUAUUCUUCCUUCUUAUGAUUGGCAUUUGCUGCCACCAUUGCUGCUGUGGGCACAAGAGUUAUAGCUACUCGAGAGUAGCAUAUGCCCUUUCGCUGAUACUUCUGAUAUUAUUCACAUGUGCCGCAAUUGCUGGAAGUGUUGUGUUGUAUGUCGGCCAGGGCAAAUUCCAUGCAAGCACUACGACCACCUUGGAUUUUGUUGUCGACCAGGCGGAUUUUACUGUUGAAAACCUUAGGAACCUCUCGGAUAGUUUAUCCGCUGCAAAAAAGGUUGACAUCGGACAGUUCUUACUUCCUCCAAAUGUGUUGGGUGAGAUCAAUGAGAUUCAGGUGAAAUUGAACACAUCAGCUACCGAUCUCGCUACUAGAACAUCUAAAAAUUCUGCGAAGAUCCAAAAAUUGCUGAAUCGUGUGCGGCUAGCUUUGAUCAUCAUUGCAGCAGUAAUGCUUCUUCUGGCAUUUAUUGGCUUCCUGUUGUCCAUCUUCGGGCUGGAGUUCCUUGUCAACAUUUUGGUCGUUGUUGGAUGGAUACUAGUCACCGGGACCUUUAUCCUGUGCGGUGUAUUCCUUCUUCUGCACAACGUUGUUGGUGACACUUGUGUUUCAAUGGACGAGUGGGUUGCUCAUCCAACAGAACACACUGCUCUGGAUGACAUUAUCCCUUGUGUUGAACCGGCUACGGCGAACGAGUCUCUGACAAGAACCAAGGAAGUCACAUCACAGCUGGUGAAUCUGGUGAACCAGGUGCUCUCCAACGUGUCAAACCUAAACUUCACUCCAGUGGCGGCCCCCUUCUACUACAACCAGUCAGGGCCACUGAUACCCACACUCUGCAACCCGUUCGGACCCAAUCUGAGCAACCGCACCUGCGCCCGCGGAGAGGUCACCUUGGAGAAUGCAACCCAGGUCUUCAGGAGCUUUGAGUGCCAGACCAAGACGGUGUCGGGAACGGAGGUGUGCACGACGGUGGGCCGGCUGACCCCUCGGAUCUUCGGGCAGAUGGCGGCGGGCGUGAACGUGAGCCUGGGGCUGUACCAGUACGGGCCGUUCCUGGUGCAGCUGCAGGACUGCACCUUCGUGCGCGACACCUUCAGCAACAUCAGCCAGAACUACUGCCCAGGGCUGGAGCGGUACAGCAAGUGGGUGUACAUCGGGCUGGUGCUGGUGUCGACGGCGGUGAUGCUGUCCCUCAUCUUCUGGGUGAUCUACGCCAGGGAGCGGCGUCACCGGGCGUACAACAAGGCGCACCGGGGUGACAAGCCGGCGCCGAUGGGCGGGAAUGCCUGAUUAGCGAUGGCUGUUUCGUUCUAUCGCCAUGGACCGCGUCAGUGAGUGUAGAGAUUAGAGGACCGCUGUGUGGUUGACUUGAUUGCUGCCUGUCGAUUGAUUCUUUUUUCGUUUUUGUGAAUCUGAUGCUUGCGUAUUUGGUUCUGUUCCCGCUCGGUUGAUGUACAGUUUGUGAUGUAGGAUGAUGGAUUGCGUACUUGUUAACUGCUUUGCCUCAUCCAGUUUAGUAUUAUCUCGUUUUGCAGUUA